AUCUCAGACGGACUUGUUUUUGUUUUGCUUAAAAGAUUAAUAGUUCUUGUUGUUAGUUACCGGCGCCGCUAUAACCAAAUACUGGUUAGACAACUAAAACCAGAAAUACAGAAAUCAGUGCUAGUGCUCAACUUAAAUAUUAUCGGAUAUUUCUUAACUCUAUUGACGACGUAGAAGCUAAAAAAAUUGUGGAGUGAAAAAUUGUGAAAAGUGACCGAAAAAACUAUUAUUUGGCCAGCUAUAUUUCCACUUACAGCACAGCAGCAAUGAACAUGUACAACGGACAGGUGAACGCCUACGGAGGCGGCGGAGGUGGAGCUGGUGGCCUAGCCGGUGGUAUGGUGCCCAAUCGCAUGGGCGGCGGUGCUCCCGGCGGCGGACCCGGUGGAGCAGGCAUGUUCCAGCGCAACCGAUCCGCUCCAUACCCAGGUUUCAAUGGUCACGGACCCGCCAAUGGUGGACAGCGACGCAUGAACGGUGGUGGUCCUGGCAUGGGACCCGGAGGACCCCGCAAUCAGGAUGGAUUCGGUGGUCAGAACGGUGGCCAGCGCUCUUCCAAUCAUGGCGCCCACCUGCCCAAGAUAGUUUGGUCCGAGGUUAAUCUCACGCCAUUCCGCAAGAACUUUUACAAGCCGUGCGAUUCGGUGCUGGCCAGAACUGCCGGUGAAACAGAGACCUUCCUCACCAGCAAUGAGAUCACCAUUAAGGGCGAUCAGGUGCCCACACCCAGUAUUGAAUUCGAGGAGGGCGGCUUUCCCGACUACGUGAUGAACGAGAUCCGUAAGCAGGGUUUCGCCAAGCCAACGGCCAUUCAAGCCCAGGGUUGGCCCAUUGCUUUGAGUGGACGGGAUCUGGUGGGCGUGGCCCAGACCGGAUCGGGCAAGACCCUGGCCUAUGUUCUGCCGGCGGUGGUGCACAUCAAUAACCAGCCGCGCCUGGAGCGUGGAGAUGGACCCAUCGCCCUGGUGCUGGCACCCACUAGGGAGCUGGCCCAGCAGAUCCAGCAGGUGGCCAUCGAGUUUGGCAGCAAUACGCAUGUGCGCAACACUUGCAUCUUUGGCGGAGCCCCCAAGGGACAGCAGGCUAGGGAUUUGGAGCGCGGCGUGGAGAUUGUGAUUGCCACACCUGGUCGUCUGAUUGAUUUCCUUGAGCGAGGCACCACCUCCUUGAAGAGAUGCACCUAUCUGGUGCUGGACGAGGCCGAUCGUAUGUUGGACAUGGGCUUCGAGCCCCAGAUCAGAAAGAUCAUGCAGCAGAUCCGUCCGGACCGUCAGGUUCUGAUGUGGUCCGCAACCUGGCCCAAAGAGGUGCGCCAACUGGCCGAGGAGUUCCUUAAUAACUAUAUACAGGUGAACAUUGGUUCGCUUUCGCUUAGCGCCAACCACAACAUCCUGCAGAUCGUGGACGUGUGCGAUGAGAACGAGAAGCUAAUGAAGCUGAUUAAGCUGCUUACGGACAUCUCGGCGGAGAAUGAGACGAAGACCAUCAUUUUCGUGGAGACCAAGAAACGUGUGGACGAGAUCACUCGCAAUAUCUCACGCCAAGGCUGGCGCGCAUGUGCCAUUCACGGCGAUAAGUCGCAGCAGGAGCGCGACUUUGUGCUCUCGAGCUUCCGCAAUGGCCGGCACUCGAUACUGGUGGCCACCGAUGUGGCUGCCCGCGGACUCGCAAUUGUUGCCUGUGGAUCAAUCAGCAUCCCGUGGGGUUUCAUUCAUUAUUUUGUGAUUCGUCGUCGACGCCUUCCUGGUUCGUCUGGUCUCAGCGAUCCGUCAGCGAUGAAUCGGCCAACACCGCCCAGCCUCUUCGCUCUUCCUUCCGCUCUCUGUUUCCAGAACUUUUGGAGGUUUUUCGUUUCGGGUCUGUUCCGGAUUUCACAAGUUUUUCAGUCACGAUUUAAGCUGAAAGCGCACGAUUCCCAGGGGCUCAUAGAUGGAAUCCUCGCUUAUUUCAGUGUGUAAAUAUUCAUAGUUGGAUGCAGUUUUUUUGUUUGUAUUUAUUUGAUUUAAUUAAGUUGGGUAAAAAUAGUAACCUACAAUUUUGUUUUGCCAAAAGAGCUCUACCCAAGUUCUUCGCCUAGCUUUAUUUGAAAUUUACUGAAGUAUUUCUUAAAUAUUGAAAACAAUAUUCAUUUCACCUUAUGUGAAAAUGAAAAGUGUGGAUUUGCCAGGCGGGUAGCUAAGUUAAGGCGAAGUUAACUGAGCUUAAAGCUGGUUAUCCUCAAGUGAAGUUUGUAAUUUGGUAAACGUGAAAACCGGAAAGGACCGCUUGUAUUUUUUUUGAAUUGCAUGUUUGAAUCUCUUAACAGCCGAGAAAUUGCUAUUUAUUAUUUUCCAAUAAUUUUUCAAGUGGUUCGAUACCGAGUGGAUCACUAAGUCUAACUUGAACCCUUUAGUUUGCUGAAUGAUUCUACGAAUCCGAAGAAAAGGUGUGGGCUCAAAUAAUGAGGGGAAUGUGUUUGUUCUCCAUGCAUUGCUGGUUAUACGAUGUUGUUACUUUUAGUUCGUUUGUUGCUCUCUUGCUCAUAGUUUUUAGUUGUGUCUCGUCAAUCACAUUUUGAGUAACUUAAUUGUAAAAAGCAAUUUACUGUCAGUCAAGGAGUCAAUGGCCAGCAAAAUAAUCUAAAAAAAAACAGCAAAAUCCUAAGUAAAUAAUAGUCUCAGUGCACCAUAAAAAAUUAACCCUUAAUCCAAGGCGAUUAAACUGUGCCUUAAAACUAUGCAUAUCUCUUAAGUUUUUUUUUUUAGUUUAUAGAAAAAAUGUGAAGUAACUAAUGUGUUGAGUAAUUGCUACAUUUUGCGGCCCAAGAAUUUGUUGACUGAUGAUAAUUUUCUGUAGCUUAUUUAUGUAUCAUAAAGUACUUAAUAUACUAUAUUACGUCGCUCCUUACUCUAUGUAUAAUACCUAAAUUUGUGUGUGAACAAAAAUAUCAUCAGCACUUUAUGAAAUGGACUUCGAUUUUUCAAAUGGCAAAAAAAAGACAAAAAACAAAAAGCAAAAAAAAGAAAAGUUAAAAAAGUUAAAAAGUUAUAUACACAAAGCAGUUAAAGAGAAAAGCUAUAUAUACAAGUUGAGGGUUGAGUUAUAAGUUUCUAGCAUUGCGGAGAUCCGUGGGAUCUCCAUCAUCACGGCCCAGUUGCGAGGACAGGAUCUCCAGGGACAGGGAUUCUUGUUCGUAAGCCUAAUUCUAAUCCCAUAAUUUAACCCUAGAGCGCCGGGGUAAGUACUAGGCUAAUUUAUUUCUUCCUAAUCAUAGCAAUAUGUCCGCACCCUCGUUCCCUCCUUAACCAUCAACGUGUAUCUUGAUUUUAAACCAAAGCACCCCUCUAUAUCUAUCAUAAGCUUCGAUCAUUCAUUUACUUUAUAUAUAUAUCUCUUAUUUAUAAUGUUAAUUUUAAUCAAGCCGUCUCUUGUAUGCAUUAAGCUUAAACAUUUAUAUUACGAUUUGUGUAUUCAAAAAUGAUAUGAAAGUAUGAUGAGAAGAAAAGGUCGAGGUCCACAUUUCUGCAGUAUAAAAAAAACAUAUGUCUAUUUGCCAAAGAUAUAUAGUUAUUAAUAUACGCUAAUAGUAUUGAUGGCGAAAUUUUUGUUCAAAGUACAAAAAAAGAAAAAACAUACCAAAGAAAAAAUUGAAACCGAUCUACCACCUACCAACUACCAACCGACAAAAUCCAUUCGACAAUUCGAUCAAAAA
Messenger RNA from Drosophila yakuba, 3691 nucleotides. RefSeq names its product ATP-dependent RNA helicase DBP2. Gene Ontology annotation, molecular function: ATP binding; RNA helicase activity; RNA binding. The record is from RefSeq and is a predicted model, not a curated record. NCBI's taxonomy places the organism in Eukaryota, Metazoa, Arthropoda, Insecta, Diptera, Drosophilidae. Bases 267 to 1958 code for a protein of 563 amino acids. The transcript is spliced from 4 exons. Gene Ontology annotation, cellular component: ribonucleoprotein complex; nucleus; cytoplasm.